Molecule: messenger RNA, 531 nt
Organism: Aspergillus oryzae RIB40
Lineage: Eukaryota; Fungi; Ascomycota; Eurotiomycetes; Eurotiales; Aspergillaceae
Exons: 1
Coding region: 1-531 (176 amino acids)
Source: RefSeq, a predicted model, not a curated record
AUGGCGCUCGACAGCAAAUCCUUUCAGCCACUGGAUAUCAAGCUCUCUGGGCCUCAUGACGACGAGGAAGACAUAUUCUUCAAGGAUUUGCUCCUGUCCCUAGUUGGAGGAGAAAUCACUCCCAAUGAGGCCGCCAAUAAUCUGGAUAAAUGGAUUGUUGAGAAGUCCAACACGGAUCUUGAAGAACGGAAAAAGUACCCGGACCCGUGGAAUGUACCCUCGCCAGAGAACCCGUCCUGGGUAGCACCAAAUCCGAGUGGUCUUAUUACUUGUUUCUUCGAAUCCUUCGCGCGGUUAUGCUCGGCGUUCCCACCCGGCCACGUUGGCCAGGACAGACUGAUUCGGUUCUUGGAGGCUCUGAGAGACAUGCCUAAGCAUGAAGUGCCCAAUUAUCUUCCUAAUGACCCCCCCGAAGACUUUUACUACUUGCUCGAGUUGUGGCCGUUUGGAGGCAGCUGGUUGGGUUUGACUGAAGUGUUUCGUACUGAAGCAGAAGGCACGUUCUUUCCUUUCACAGGCUCCUUUCAUUGA